Messenger RNA from Metopolophium dirhodum (rose-grain aphid), 8402 nucleotides. It is a transcript of the gene baz, whose product is annotated as partitioning defective 3 homolog. Gene Ontology annotation, molecular function: protein binding; phosphatidylinositol binding. The coding region runs from base 2112 to 6503 and encodes 1463 amino acids. The transcript is spliced from 27 exons. The record is from RefSeq and is a predicted model, not a curated record. NCBI's taxonomy places the organism in Eukaryota, Metazoa, Arthropoda, Insecta, Hemiptera, Aphididae. Gene Ontology annotation, cellular component: apical plasma membrane; adherens junction; cell cortex. Gene Ontology annotation, biological process: establishment or maintenance of epithelial cell apical/basal polarity; establishment of cell polarity; establishment of centrosome localization.
UGCUAUAAAAUGUAAAUUUAUACAAUAUCUACACAAGUUGUUAACCCCCCCUCCCAACUUCUGUUUCUCACCACACAUUUUUCGUGUAUAUUUUCUGAUUAUUAUUAAUAUUGUUAUAGAUUCUGAUUAGUUAUCUCAAUGUUAUAAGAAAUUGUAUACGUACCUAUACAUUAUAUUAUACGGUAUUGUUGUUUUGUUACGUUUGGCUCGGGUUGACUCUAUUAUUCAGUUCUUUACUAACAGAUAUUAAUUUUCUCUAAAAACAAUAGUAAAAAAGUAGACAAAUACAAUGCACCAAUAUCAUUACGUCGGCUACUAUGAUGAAAACAAUCGAAGAAACUAAGACGCGCCGAAAAAAAUAUAGUACCUUUAUUACGGUUUUAAUUACAUUUCUAUAAAAAAAAAAACUAAACACAUUUACCCAUAUUCUUUAUAUUGGUGUAAAAUAAAUAAAUCUUAACUGUGAAAAAGUUAUACUAAUUAUUAAUAGCGGUAUUUAUAGGUUCCUAUACCUGUAGUCUGUUCCUACCCAUAGUUGGUGUUCACAUAAAAUGUUUAAUUUUUUAACCAAUAUUAUACUACAUAUAUUAUUUGUUUUUAAAAUUAAUUUUAUCAUCUUAGUUGUUUGGUAUACAUACCUAACUUAACUAAUAUCGCAUUUUGAUGAAUAUAAAUAUACACAUUCAAUCUUACCUAUUAAAAACGAAAAAUGUAAAAAUAAUGAUAUAUUUACUAGGUAGUCUUAGAAAAAUAAUUAGUUAAAGUGUGUGGUUUUUAACGGAUUUUUAUGAGUGACGUGGGUGUGGGAUGUCUUAUUAAAAGUGUGCACUUGAUUUGAUUUCAUACAUUUCACACCGCAGUUUUGUAAUCUCAUAAAAUGUUAUCGAAAUUUAAAAAAAAAGUUUUAAAACCUCACGUCUAUAAAAAAAAACAGAUAACCAAAAUUAUUGUUAUUUGCAAAUAUGCAAUAUAGGUUUAUCAAUAUUUUUGAUUACUUUUUUUAAAUUAAAUUAAUAAUAUGAGAUACAAACAGUUAAGACAUAAUAUUUAUAAUAAAGUUAAUAUUUUUUUAGUACACUUGUAAUAAUUGACAAUUUUAGAAGUUCUAUAGUAAAUUAUCAUUUAAAACGUAUAAACUAAGGUAAUUAUUUAAAUCUACACGAAAUAAACUAUUUAACUAUCCCUUUCCUAACAAAAUCGCAUACCUAAAGUUAUUUGUGUAAAUUAACUUUUCUAAGUAAAUAUACGUUCAAUCAGGGCUAACUACAUGAUAAUGCGAAAUAAUAAAAAAAAAAAUAUGUAUUCAUGUGAGGUAGGUACCUACUUUGAUAACAGAUAGCUGUAAAAAAAAAUUAUUAUCAAACUUUGUUAAUAUUAUUUAAUGACUUAUAGUGUUUAGAAUAAAAAUUUUAAAAAUCGAAAUUUACGGGAACAAAUUAUAUAUAGGUAACUCAUAGUUUAAAAUAAAUAAAUAAUAUUAGGUACAUUUUUAAUUGGAAUAGGUCAUUAUUGGUACAAAACGAUAAUUUAAUAAUUUGUAUGUUGUAGGUACCUACAUAAUUUAUACAAAAUGAUUAAUUACAGACAUUUUAGUAAAAAAUUCUCGCCCUAAAUCAUUCCGAUUGUUCUUAAAACGCAAUUUGCGUUAUAGCUAUAUUAUAUAUAUUCGAAUAAUUUUAAAUUAAACUCUUUUAUCUGGUCGUAUUUAUUGUAUUAAAGUUAGUUAUAUUAUUUAUUAUUAGUUUAAUCAUUAAAAUGUAUCUUACUAUAUGAAGUUUUGAAUAUAAUAUAACUUAGGUAUGUAGAUUUAUAUUAAACAGAUAAUUUUUAAAUAGUACUUAAAUAUUUUCAAAUGAAAAAUUAUAGGUAUAAACUGUAUAAACUGUAAUUGUUUGUUUCAAGCUCAUACGUCCUUGCCUGUCUGUUAAAAAAAAACUGUUUCAAGCAGCAAAAAAAAAAAUAAUUUCAUUUGUACUUUAUGUAUUUAGAGUGCAUGUUUUAAAUUGCUAUGCAUACUUACGCGUAUAUGGUCCGAUUUUUGUGUGCGAUUCUGCUGUUGUAGAAGUUCGGUUUUAACAUUCGUUGUUUAUAUCGUCGAUAAUGUCAUUAUCAUGUUGGAAAACUGUUCAUCUCAUCAAAAUUGCAACUGUGGUAAACGAAGUGCAUCUGUCAUUGGAAAGUUGGCCAAAGUAUUUGGACGCAGAAAAACCUAUCAAGUUCAAAAAGCUCAACAACUCAAUAAAGUAUCAUCGACCGAACCCGGCGAGAGCUCAAAUUCAUGGGUGACCGUCCACAGUUUACAGUCUCAGAGUGAUGGUGGUAUCUUGGAUCCAGAUGAUCGUCUCAGGGAUGUGGCGGAUGAUAGAGAACAAAUUGUAGCACUCUACGAUGACGGUGAUAGCAAUAGUCCUCACCAACAUGGAGGUGGAGAUGGAGCUAGCGUUACCUCUAGUCCGGAUAUGUUCCACAGCCGAGAUGGUUUACAAACUGACAUUGAAGUCACUAAUGAACAAAUUGCUUGUGGUUUCCCAGCUUUACAUGUCCGUAGAGGUAGUGAACCAGCUCUUAAUCAAUUACCACUUGAAUGUCCAAACAAUUUGGGCAAAAGAAAUAGCAAUACUAGACCUGCUGCAUCAGGUCAAUCUAAACGAUGGUCAGCAGCUCCUAUGAUUCACGACCCAAAAGAAAAACUAAGAACCGAUGAUUACACGAAAAUUAAUGGGUUUGGUUUAUCUGACAAAUGGAGAUGUUCUGAAGAAGAUGAAGAUGAUUUAGAAUUAGGUGACAAAGAUAAACCACCAAUUAGCAAUCAUUUUCUUGCACCAUCAUUUCAUCGUGAUUCUUCGAAUCGUUUAUCCAUGCAAUUCUUAGGAGAGUCAUCAAGUGGGUUUCGGUGGGCAGAGGCUGCUGAUUUGGCAAAUAAUCGAGCCUUAUCAUUAUCAUUACCAAGAGAUCACAGAAGGAAAGAACCGUUGGGACAAGCAAAUACAAAUCCUAGUCACUUACCAGAAUCACAAAACACUGAAUUUAUAGUGUUAAGCACUGGUGGUGGCUCAUUAGGCAUUCAUGUUGUCCCAGAUUACAAUGCUCUGGGCAAAGAACGGGGUCUUCUUGUUCAAGGUAUUGAACCUGGUGGUCGAGUGCACUGUGAUGGCAGAUUGAAAGUAUAUGAUCGAAUUGUAGAAAUCAACGGCCGGUCGUUAUUGGAUCAACCAUUUAAUGCUAUACAAGAAAUAUUUCGAGAUUCACUACACUCUUCAGAGCUCAGACUUAGAGUGGUAAAACAUAAGAAUAAUAUGGACAUUCAAACUAGUCAAAAUACGGUGGCUGGUAAUAAAAAACAGCCACCGCCACCAGUGUUUCCUAAACCAUCCUCAAACACCACUGCAACUUAUAGUAAUAAAGAAAAUGUUUCUUCAGGAUCAUCUGAUAAAGAUAAAAUCAACUCAAAUACUAAAAUAGCCACCAUUUCACCAACUAAAAAAAUAUCAGCUGCAACACAUACUGCCUCCAAUAUCUUGAUGGUGGCUAACACAAGAAAAAUUGGAAAGAAAAUGGAAUUAGAACUUACUAAAGGACUUCAUGGACUUGGAUUCAGUAUAACAACAAGAGAUAAUCCAGCUGGAGGAAAUUGUCCAAUUUACAUAAAAAAUGUGUUACCAAAAGGAGCUGCUGUUGAAGAUGGACGAUUACGACCAGGUGAUAGAUUAUUAGCAGUUAAUGGUACAGAACUGACUGGAAAGACUCAAUCUGAAGCAGUUGCUGUAUUGCGAAAAGUUCCAUCUGGUGCAAAGGUUAAAAUUAUUGUUUCUAGACAAGAAGAUGUAGUAAUUAGCCAAGUAGGCCAGAAAUCUAAUCAAGAUCUAGAUGAAAAUUAUGAACAAGAAGUAGGGAUUUCAUCAGACAAUCAAUUAAUAGAAACAAGUGAAAAAUCCAACAGUAAUACAGUUCAGGAAUACGUUAAAAGCUUAGAAGAAACACAAACAUUUCCUUGGAGACAUAAAGAAAUACUGACCUUUGACAUUCCUGUGCAUGAUUCAGAAAAAGCUGGUUUAGGUAUUAGUGUUAAAGGUAAAACAUCAUCUAGUAAUAACUCUAAUGAUAAAGACUUCUCACAAGACUUAGGUAUAUUUAUCAAAAAUGUUAUUCACGGCGGUGCUGCUUCUAGGGAUGGUAGAUUACGUACUAAUGACCAGCUAUUAUACAUAAAUGGUAUGUCAUUGAUUGGCCAAACUAAUGCAGCAGCUAUGGAAACAUUACGUAGAACUAUGAUAAAUGUGGAUCCUGGGCCAGUACCUGGAGCUAUUUCAUUGAUAGUAGCCCGCCGACGUAAUUGUUCUCCAACAUCAGAUAGAAGGCGUAGUCGUGACUCUUCGUCAAGUCUACUUACAGAUUCAUCGGCAAACACUGAAACAUUUAGCCGAGCUGAAAGCAGUGAUAGUAGUACCCAAAAUACGGCAGAAAAUUCUGGAACAAGUGAAAACUCUGAUACCACUGUUAUCUUUAUGCAUCAAAGACAAGGAUCAGAGAGUUCAAAACGGAAUACAUUACCUACAGCUACUUCUCCAGAUGGAAUUGCAAUUCGCAAUCCAGUUUUGGAAAGGUUAACUGGACACUCAAAUCGUUAUAAUGCAUUGCGCAAUGAAAGUUAUUAUAAGGCUACACAUCAAACAACAAUUAUGUUGAAAGAAGAAGAAAAGUUAAAUAGCCCUACUGUAAACCCAUCAUCAGAAGAGAUGUUAAUUAUUGAAGAAGACCCCCCAAUUUAUAAUACUGUUAGCCGGAAAAAAAUAGAGGAAGAAAAACCAUCACCAAUCGUAUCGCCACAAGCAAGAACUGGUUCAACUAGCACUGAUGUUACUUAUGCAAGCCAAUUAUCAUUGGAUAAUGCCAACUCAGGAUUUUCACGAGACGCAUUCGGACGGCAAAGUAUGUCUGAAAAACGACAUGCAACGUUAGACGCCAAAAAUACUGAUACAUAUCAAAGAAAUAAAAAACUGCGUGAAGAGCGUGGAGAUGAUACCAAAAUUCGCAAUGGUUUUCCAUCAAAACAGCAACUUGGACCUUCUCUUGGGUUGAAAAAAUCUUCCAGCCUGGAAUCAUUACAAACAAUGGUUCAAGAGGUGCAAAUGACAGAUGGUGGAUCAAAACGGGGAAAUGUUAAAGUAGUGCGUGGUAGAGGAUGUGAUGAAAGUUUUAGAGCUGCAAUUGACAAGGAUGGUCCAUUGUCUUUACAUGAACUAAGAUUGGAAACAUAUGGAAAGGAGAGUGAUGAUCAUCCAAUUGGCCGUAGACAGUCUUCACUUCAUUCUCCAACAAAUUACAAAGUACCAAACACACCACCAGUCGUUGUUAACAAGAAAAAACCAGGGCUACUUAAAGGGAUUGGUUCCAUGUUUAGAUUUGGUAGUAAACCUCGACGAGGACCAGAUUUAAAUGGUACUUUAAGCUCAGAAGAAGAUAACUCUGCUGACCGUGAACGAGAAAUAGCCAGAAGAAAUGCUCGUGAUGAACAACUUAGAAUACAAGAACAAUACCAAAGACUAAUUCAGCGACAAGCAGAAAUGCAAGAACAAAAUCAUUGUAGAGAAAUAGCUAUAGAUGAUGGUUCAGCCAAUUAUACAAAUGUGCCUGCAAAACCGUCUAAUCCUGAACAAUCUCGUAUGGAUCGUAUCCAACAACUUCGAGCUGAACAUCAAAGAAGACACAUGGAACGUAGUGGAAAGUUUAUUCCUGAUGAGAGGGAGGAAAAUCAUUAUGAAUCUGAUGUUCGACAGCCCAUCGGUAAUACUCAAAAUGCAAUAAAUCGACCUGGUAGUCGUGUAGGUAUAAUUGAUUCCUCUCGAUUUAACCAUUACGUCAAUUUUCAAGAAAUACAGCAGAAUCUUAGUUUGAUGCAUGAAAUACGCGGCGUUAAGCUUCGACAUCACGGCAAAACAAAAAAACCCGUGUCUUGCUAUUAUGACACCGACGAUGAAAGUCGAAGGCAGUUGCACUAUCAUUCUCAAAGACGUGACCCUAAGGAAUCUGUUGCACGACCUAGUUCUAAUUAUUACGAAUAUGAAAGCGUGAUGAGAUCUCUACCGUACACGACCGGCGGCCCAUCACGUCUGGUGGACAACAAUUCUAACUCGUUGACUAGACAAGGCAGUGUUACUCAAACUGCGGCAGUGGCGGCAACAAACAACAACAAAAAUGGUGCUGGUCGUAGUCAAAAACAACAAUCGUUGUCUCGGCAUCAUUAUCCUGUUCCUGCGACCAAGUCACCAAACUAUGCGAUGUACAACUACGGGAGCAGUGAUGCUCAAGGACACAACAGUAUGCAACAGCAGCAGCAGCUUCAACACAGAGGGCCGACAACCAACAACAAUUAUGCUGGUGGUAUGUACCAUAAUCACAAUCAUCAACAGCAACAACAAAGGUCUUCGCCGCAACAAGGACCAUACAUAACCCAAGUCACCAUUCGGGAUAAUAAACACAUAAUACAAAGUCCUAACAUUUAGUACCAUAUUCCUCGUAGGAACAAUAUUAUUUGAUAAAAAUUAUUAUUAAUUUAACAUUAAACUACGUUUUGUUUUUAUUUUAACCCACUGACCAUGUUGCAAUGUUUUCCCCCUUUAUAAAGUGUUCUCUCAUGGUUAUUUUAAUUAUUUACACCAUCACACAUAGUCUUAAUUUAAUUCCUUUACUUUAAUACAUUUUACCAACUUAUUGUAGCCGUAAAAGUUAUUUUUUAUUUUCUUAAAUAACCACUGUAUGUUUUCUCAUUUUUUAUAUUCAUAUAUAUUAUGUAUUUACAUACAUUUGUAAAUAUUUUAAUCACAUCAGUAAUAAUUUAAUUGAUCAUGUUUUUUUUUAUGCUACUGUUGUUUAUAUUAUUAUAAACAUACUUUGCUACAUUUUUGACAAAUCUUAACCCAAUCAUCUAUUUAAGUUAUUAAUGCAACUUUUAUGGGAUUAUUAACUUCACAAACAUUUUGUGUAUUUUAUAUAAAUUAUUAACUGGGUUAUCAUUUGAACAAAGAUUUUCCAAUCAAGUUUAGAAAAAAGAGCAAUGAUAAAUUUAUCAAACCAUUAUUUUAUUAUACAUUAAAUACAGAUUUUUAAAUGUUGUUUGUUAAAUAUUUCGUAAUUGUUCAGAUACAUUUUUAUUUUUUAAAUUACAUUUUUCUGUGAUAUGAUGUGAUGCAAUCAUUUGAUGUAGGUUAUGUAGGUUCAUGAUAUUAUAUAAGAUGUUCCGCAAUUAAAUAAAUCACUUACCACUAACGAGUGCCUUAAAUCAACAAUAUUAAUAUAUAUAUAUAUGAAAAAUGUAUACAAGAGGCUGAUUAUAGUCUUUUUUUCAAUAUCUAAUAGAAAAACAUCAUGGCCCACUCUAUACAACACAUAUAAUAUAUUAUUAUUGUUUAUCAUUCUUUUAUACUUUUUAUCAUGUUUAUUCUUGUUAUAAUUAUCCAUAAAUAGAUAGUAUUAAAUGAAAACUGUAAUUUAAAUUAUCUUUCUGCAUAUCAAUUUAUUAUUAUAGUCUACAAAGUUUAAAUACUUUUUUUAUUUUUAGAAAAUAAUCCAAUUCUUUUUUUUUCUCAACGUAGUUUUCAAAAAAUUUGUAUUACCCUUAUAAUGUCUCCACCGUCCAUAAAUAGUAUAAAUGGAAUGUAUUUUUUUUUUAUUUGCAUGUAAGUUAUUGUUUUGUGCCAUCAAAUAAAUAAUAGGUAUACAAACAUUCCCAAACAUUUCCCCACAUAAUGUCCUGUCUCCUUAGUUUUAAACUAGGCUAAUCUUAUUAUCUUAUUAUGUAAUUGUAUGUUUUUUUUAUUUUUGCAAUACUACUAGUUGCUCAACUAUGUAAAUUUAGUACUUAAAAAAUACCAAAUUACUUGCGCAGUAUUAACAAUGCGUUUUAUUUUCUUAUAUUGUGUAUUGUCUCCUUACAGUAUUUCUAUUACAUUAAUUUUUUUUAAUUAAUUAUUGCUUAUUAUUAAAUCAUAUUGUAUUACUAUUAAUGUUUAUAAGUUCCUGUUAAAUGAUAUGAAACAGCUAUUAAAUGCAGCCGAAAUCUCUUCUUCGACAGUUUUCUCUCUCUAAUAGCUUUUAAAAUUAGAUAUUAUACAUAAUGUUACUUCUCUAAGAAAAUUAUAUCGUAUAAUUCAAAUAUAUAUAUUUUAACUAUGUAUUGAUAAGUGCAUAAAUUUAUUUUGUAUACAAUAUAAUUUACUAGUUAAUUAUAAGUCAGGUAAAAUACUAUGUCAACUAUAAAACUUUAAGCAAAUAUAUUGUAUAAUGUAGAUAAUAAUGUAGACAGUUACUACAACAUGCACAUCAAUUAUAAAUUACUUGUUACUUACAACAUUAUUAUUAUGUAUCAAACUUUAUAAUAAAGAUAACAUUUAAUUUAUUUUGAA